CAGUAGCUAGAACCGAGAGGAGGGAGGAUGUCGGACCAACUGCUCGCGUUACUUAGUCCAGCUGCUCUCUGGUCCGUGUUCUCUGUUUUGCUUUCGUAGUUAGUUAAACGAAAACACGAGUUGUUCAUGAUACGUUUUAUUUUUUUCAUUUUUAUUUUUUGUAAUUAUUUGCAACUUAUGAGACCGUUUAGUCGACAGGACACCGCGGUAUCAGUUGGCCUGUAACCGGACGGUGUGUAAGCGGCCCAGGGAAGCCGUGACUUGGGGAUAUUUUUUAACCCUUUAGUUGGAAACACAUAAACCGAAAAGCGUAAAUAUUUACCAACUUUUUUUCUUCCUCUCGUUGUGACUAAGCUAAGCUAGGCUAGCUGACUUGUUUGGUCCCAACGCAGCUCGUUGCUAAACGCCAGAAGCGUGAAAUUCCACUUGUGAUGACUUCGAGGCAGUCGAGCAGCUUCAUCUUCAUCAAUGCACCAUCCCAGACUGGCCUUUGAAGAAACUACUCAUCUUCCGCUAACUUCACAGCUCGCUGCGUACACGCAAAACAAGUGGAUUUAUUUCAGUUGUUUAGAUCUCCAACCUCCUCCAUGACCUUCCUGACAACUAAUGGAGGAGAAAGCCUCUGCUGGGCCUACAAUGGUAUCCAGAUUGCCAAAGUUUGGUGGGCGACCCUCGGCUGGUAUCACUAACACCCACUGCAACAGUUUCACACAACCAUCUACAAUUUUCCAGGAUGGCAAGACUUCUGCUCUUGGUGUUCGUUCCAAUGGCGUGAUUCGCCCAUCUCAAUUUUCACUGAAUUUGAAAGGAGAAGUGGAGAUAAAUCCUGCUGCCCCGACUACGCCUAACAACUCUAAGGAUGGAACUGAGAACAAGGCUCUGUCACAGUUUCCAGAGUUUGCAAAGGAUUUGAAAAAUGGCUCUCCAGCAACACCUAAAAUGCGUAAGUCAGGGUCGUUGAUGGUGGCUGUCUCUAGCCCAAAAGCUGUACCCAAGCAGACUUUAAAGAUCAGUCCUAAAAGUAGGGCUGAUGCCAUCCAGAGUUCACUUGGUGUAAUUUCCAAAGUGGGCUCUAAUGGCUCCAGCAUUUCUGCUCGUACAGGAUCGGAGUCACGGCUUGCACGGCCUAUGUUAGGCUCCUGCUCUCCCCGAAGUAUAUCCCAAGACAGCUUACCACAGUCCAUUGAUGACCUGAAGAAGCAAACUCUGGACAGUAUUGUGCGUUCAAACAGCUUCACUCACUUUAAACAGAUUCCCUCACCCACAGGUGAGCCUAUGACGCGAUCCUUUUCCUUUAAUCGAACUGUAGAGCUGGCAAAGCCAUUAGCCAACACUCAGCUGCGUCCCCCUAGGAGCAGUUUACUCAAAGUCCCACAGUUGAGCAAUGGAAGAGUGAUUUUAGGUAUAAAUGGAAACCAUGGAAGUCCAGGUUUUCUUGGGGGAGGAACUGGGGGACUGCAGUAUAGCAGAAAUCCUCAAGUGACUAACUCUCAACCCAAUCCCUCCACCUCCCAAUUACAAAGUACUCCCCGUGCUCUCAAGAAACCAUUGCUUCCUUGUUCUGUGUUGACCAAGUCAUUGGCCAGCACGGGGUCUGUGGGUUGUAGAAUAGGUCAGACAAAACAGCAAAAGCCUCUUUUACCAGACAAGGUUAGGGAAGCCAUCGGAACAUCUUCUUUCUCUGAAAGUGAGGGUCUUUUAAAAAUAGCAGUGGACAAUAAUGUAACAGGUGUUGGAAAUGCAUGCUCCUCUAACAGCGAAAGUGAUGGAAGCCCUGAAAAUGAUGUCAGAAAUGACGAAAAAAGUGCCUUCAGCAGACAGAGCUUUUGCCAGGCAGCAGCCGAAACUCUGGAAGACAUGUCUUUAUCUUCUGCCUCAUCACUGGACAGAUGUGACACCAGUGAAGAGUUGAUAGAUGACUUGGACUAUGUUGGAGAUGAACUCAAUGACGGGGAAAUGUCCAACAACAGGAAAUGUGGCAGCAUAACUCAAAUCCCACUCAGUGAGGCUGUUGAGCUGGAUUUGACCAAUCUGCCUGAAACAGAAGAAGAAAGCCCUAUGCAAGAUUCUCAGGGACCAUUGGUGGUUUCUUCAGAACAGGGUGAGGCUCAACAGGCUUCGUCUGUUGAGAUAUCGCCCUCAAACAGCUCUGGUGGAACCUACAUGUGGGAUGAAGAGGGCCUACAGCCCCUUGGGAUUCAUGAAACUCAAUCAUUGGAUUAUGAUGACUCAGAGAUUAACAGCAUGGAUAUUUUGAACAACCUGGACCCCUUGAGAACUGGAGAUUUGGAUGAUGAUGACCUCAUGCUGGAUGUGGACCUCCCAGAGGAUGGCUUUCAUGAUUUUGACAGCAUGUCCCAAUUUGAACGCUUUGAGCGAGGCAGCCGGCACGGACAGAGACGUAAUCAGCACCACUGGAAUGGACCAGAGCUCAAUGAUAACAGAGCUCAUGUCCUCCGUCAUUUCGAUGGUCUCAAAGCUUCAAGGACGUCUUCAAGGCCUCUCCAGUCUAAAGGCAUGCAGCACGAGUGCAGAUCGGCGCUGGAUGAACUCACCCUUGAACACAUGUCUCAGGACUGCAACUUACUGAAAAAUCAGCUGCUCAGGCUCAAGAUGUUAUUGCAGCUCGAGGAAACCGACCUUCCAGGAGAGAUUUCUGAGGAGACAGAAGAGAAUACUUCAGCAGCUCAGUUAGACACACUAAUGAAAGAAGUGCAGGAACUCAGGGAGGAACUGAGGAGUCGAGACAAAACCAUAGCUCAACUCACAGCAAAAUGCCAACAACUGCAACAACUUCAGCAGGAGCAAACUUCUUUUCCAGGACAAACUAGGUGUCAAUGCCACCACCAGGGGGCCCCCUCCUCACUACGACCCCACGGUGGCAGGCAGGGUGAAAAACGUCAUCUCUACGACAAAGCUACCCAGACGCACUGGAGGCCACCAAACCAUGCUCCUCAAAUACUACAGCCUUUCAAGCCUUGUCUCAUCGAACCCUCCCACCGGGAAAGACCAGUAAGAACUCUCCCCAUCGAGGGCCACAAUGAACUAUCAGAGAGGACAUCAGAGGAAGCAACUCGCGCAGAUGACUGUCCUCCUGAAGCUCUCGUGGCAGAUGUGUGUUGGGCAGCAGACCCUGACAAGCUGACUCAUCGCCUCCGCACCAACCUGCCCUGCCUGCGCUCUUGCACUCCACAGGAAAUGACUGCAAAAGACAGCCCAGCGUCAGCACAACAGUGUGCAGCGCAGCAUGGGUGCAAAUCCCUCGCUGUGAUAACCCACGACCCUGUCGCUCCAAGAUCUGCCGGUUCCACCUGCCCUCGCACGCUGCCGCCUCCUCGCCUUCACAAGCGCAUGCCACACCCGUCGCCCAAGCUAGGGGGCGCUGGAGGGUCUCCAAGGGCUGCAUGCUUUGCAGGAUCUUCGGCUAACCAGGCCAAGCAGCUGCCCCCUCCAUCUAGGGGCCUUCCCUGCUUCAAUGCAGGACCCUGGGUGCAGACUCAAAAACUGUUUAGCACUUCAAUCACUCAGCCUCUCAGAACAUCAGAGCCGGGGAAGGAUUCCUGGCACACUAACACAAAAUCCCUGGAGGAGUCCACCCAGGCGAGACUCGGAGACACCGGGUCAGCAAAAACCCUCAUCCCUUUGAGGCGCUCCUGCCUCCCCAAGCCAAAGAUUCCCUGAAGAGCUGAAAUCCUCCAAUCAACACUUGAAACUGGAAUGGCGCUGUCAUUGACAUUUCUCCUCCUCUCCUCCAAGCCACAACAACAGUGGAACCUUUGUUCCUUCAAAAUAUUAAAGGAACCAACCUUAGGCUGCUGGCUGAGCUGGACCCAUCAGUGACACUGAUAUGAGAUUGCUUCGUAAUGUUGUCUGCAUUGGCUGCCAUGAUUUGCGCACAAAUUCUUCUUUCUUUUUUUGAUGUUGAUUGAGAAAAAGCUGAAACUACAGUGAACAAUCAUUUCCUCUGGUCUUCACAUGGAGAAGGUUCUAGUUUGCACAUGUUAUUGAAUGCUGAUGCAGAAGGAAAAGUGAUAGGAAGCAGGAAAGGAAGAUGUUUAUUUCCUGCCUUCGUGAAAGCCAUUUGUUAGAAUACUGUCUUUUUUUAUGGGAGCUUUGAGGGUUAAAAAAAAAGGAUGUGAAAUAAAAACAGUUAAAAGAUUAAAUGGAUAAAUGACUCCUCACUGUAAGCAUGGAUAGAUUUUUAUUUCUGACCACUACUUUUAAUAUGGAUUUUUAAACCAUGGGCAUAAUAGCAGACAGUUCUUUUCUUUUUAUUAAAAAGACACACAAACACACUGUUGGACAUGUGUGAAAAAGUUUCUGUCAAUAGUGAUGCAUUAUUAAAAGCAUAAAUUUGUUUAGACACAAAAAAAAAUAGUUAGACUAGAUUAUAACAGUUUAAAACAGGUAUUUGAUUAAACAGUUAAAAAAAACCUCACAACUCAAAGGUGAAUUUCAAUCAUUUUUUCUGCUUUGCAAAAAAUGUCCAAGAAAACGACAGUGAUUUUUUGUGAUUUUGCUUUUAAUCAUAAUUAAAAGACGGCAUAACGCUUAUAAAUGGCUCAAAAGAUGGUCAGAGUGGGUCUUUAAACUGAAAAUUUAGCAACAAAUGUACUUUUUGCUUUCUAAUUCUGUAAAUUAUUUACCCCAUUAAAACAUUUUCAGGUUCAGUUUACACAAAUGACCAUCAAUUCUUUUAGUUCCGUCUAAAGGUUUGUAAAAAAAAAAUGUUGACCAGCAAUUAUCAGAAAAGAGCCAAACAACAUAAAUAUCACAUUGUCAAGAAGACAAUCCCUAUGACAACCACUAGACAUCACUUAAAAAAUUGAAGUUUUAAUUUUGUAUUCAUCUUUUAAUCAUGCAUCAGUUAUUUUGAUACACUUUUCAAAGAAAUUAUUUCUAAAAGGGGACAACUUAUCUUCACUCUAAUAAAAAAAUGAUAGCAGUGUGGUCUUCAAAAUAUCUAUGCCAACAUCAACUUCUGAUAAUAACAUUUAGAUGUGAGCCUUUUUUUUUGGCACUUAGAUGAACACUCAUCAUUUCAAACCUUUAUCUGAACAUCACGAUAUCAUUAAAAACAAAAUACCAGUUUGCACUGGCAAAAUAUCCACUUCUUGCCCCGCUCCAAAAAAAGUUACAAAUUGUGUCAAUUAAACAACUUGUGCUUUAACAAU
Oryzias latipes (Japanese medaka) is the source of this 5174-nucleotide messenger RNA. RefSeq names its product coiled-coil serine-rich protein 2a (gene ccser2a). The record is from RefSeq and is a predicted model, not a curated record. Gene Ontology annotation, molecular function: microtubule binding. Lineage: Eukaryota; Metazoa; Chordata; Actinopteri; Beloniformes; Adrianichthyidae. Gene Ontology annotation, biological process: microtubule bundle formation. Gene Ontology annotation, cellular component: microtubule cytoskeleton.